Messenger RNA from Phacochoerus africanus (Common warthog), 2181 nucleotides. It is a transcript of the gene RILPL1, whose product is annotated as Rab interacting lysosomal protein like 1. NCBI's taxonomy places the organism in Eukaryota, Metazoa, Chordata, Mammalia, Artiodactyla, Suidae. The record is from RefSeq and is a predicted model, not a curated record. Gene Ontology annotation, cellular component: ciliary basal body; cytoplasm. Gene Ontology annotation, biological process: cilium assembly. Bases 248 to 1459 code for a protein of 403 amino acids. The transcript has 7 exons. Gene Ontology annotation, molecular function: protein dimerization activity.
GGAGCAGGCUCUGGGCCGAGCGGGGCGCUGAGACCCGCACCCGGCGCGCUGACCUCUGGCUCCCGGCCCGUCGCCUCCGCCCAUGCCGACGCCCGCCGCCCGCCCGGUGCGCCCUCGCCGGAGGACCAGCUAAGCGCGGGCCGGCGGCGGCAGCGGGAGGUGGGCCCGGCCCGGCGCUGCCCUCGACAGCGGCAAGUUUGGGAGUUGCACUAGUUUGCGGGGUGAGAGAGAGGCCGGGCGGGGGGCCAUGGAGGAGGACCGGGGGUCGGCGCUAGCGGCCGAGUCAGCGCUGGAGAAGAAUGUGGCGGAGCUGACUGUCAUGGACGUGUAUGACAUCGCGUCGCUCGUGGGCCACGAGUUCGAGCGGGUCAUCGACCAGCACGGCUGCGAGGCCAUCGCGCGCCUCAUGCCCAAGGUCGUGCGCGUCCUGGAGAUUCUGGAGGUGCUAGUCAGCCGCCACCACGUCGCACCAGAGCUGGACGAACUGCGCCUCGAGCUGGACCGUCUGCGCCUGGAGAGGAUGGACCGCAUCGAGAAGGAGCGCAAGCACCAGAAGGAGCUGGAGCUGGUAGAGGAUGUGUGGCGAGGGGAAGCUCAAGACCUCCUUUCCCAGAUCGCCCAGCUGCAGGAGGAGAACAAACAGCUCAUGACCAACCUCUCCCACAAGGACGUCAGCUUCUCUGAGGAGGAGUUUCAGAAGCAUGAAGGCAUGUCAGAACGGGAACGGCAGGUGAUGAAGAAGCUGAAGGAAGUGGUAGACAAACAGCGGGACGAGAUCCGUGCCAAGGACCGGGAGCUCGGGCUGAAGAAUGAGGAUGUCGAGGCUCUGCAGCAGCAGCAGACCCGGCUGAUGAAGAUCAACCAUGACCUCCGGCACCGCGUCACAGUGGUGGAGGCCCAGGGGAAAGCCCUGAUUGAACAGAAGGUAGAAUUAGAGGCAGAUCUACAAACCAAGGAGCAGGAGAUGGGCAGCCUGCGGGCGGAGCUUGGGAAGCUGCGAGAGAGGCUGCAAGGCGAGCUCAGCCAGAAUGGAGAUGAGGAACCUGAGAUGGAGCCGGGCGGAGAGGAGUGUGUCUCCGAGGCGGAGAAGGUGGCCAUGGAUCUCAAGGACCCCAACCGCCCCCGAUUCACACUGCAGGAGCUGCGGGACGUGUUGCACGAGAGGAACGAGCUCAAGUCCAAGGUGUUUUUGUUGCAGGAGGAACUGGCAUACUAUAAGAGUGAAGAAAUAGAAGAGGAGAAUCGAAUACCCCAACCUCCACCCGUCGCCCACCCGAGAAUGUCCCCCCAGCCGGAGUCUGGAAUCAAGCGACUGUUUAGCUUCUUCUCCCGAGAUAAGAAGCGUCUGGCCAACACACAAAGAAACGUGCACAUCCACGAGUCCUUCGGCCAGUGGGCCAACUCCCACCGUGACGACGGUUACACGGAGCAAGGACAGGAGGCCCUACAGCACCUGUGACUGUGACCUACCUCUGUCCUCACACCUGAACCGCCCACCGGCAGCGCCUGCCAUGGAACCUGGCCUCCCCAGGUGUCACUGCCUUGUGUUCUAGGUUUCAUGCCCCUCAAAACUGAUCCCUCAAACAAACUGUCUGCUUUGAGGAAGCACGUUGGAAAACUGAUGCCAAACUUUUAAAAGAGACGUUUAUUUAUGCCCAGGGCUAUCACCAUUUCUAAUAGAUGACUCUGAUCCCUUAGGAUACAUAUUUAAUUAUAACACGAGAGGCCGAGUUUUGCAUUAACUUCAGUAACACAAGCUUUACCAGAUACAUCACUCGCCGCUAAAAUUGCUGUUUGACGUGCUUUGUAUGAAAUUCUCUACGUAGAGGUUUUAUGAUCAUGUUUGUCUUACUUAAGUGGGAGGCAGGGGAGUGGUAGGUUUUCAUUAGUGACGUUCAUGAAAUUGUCAUGGUGGUAACAUAAUAUUUAGGAUGAAUAGAGGCGAUAGGCAGGGCCUCUGACGUCACAGGACGAGCUGGCCCAGCUCAGACACAGAGCAACAAAAAAUAGGGAUGACAGCCCUCCCACCCUGAAACUGGAGACGAGUUUGCAAGAGCCUGUGGUUCUCUCUUGCACCUUGUUAUUGAUAAUGCCUAGAGCAUGUAGCAAUGUUCAAGGCCAGUGCCUUGGAAUCUGCUGUGAGUUUGCAGUACUAACCAAACAAAGUUGCUAUGGAUGAGA